Messenger RNA from Gastrolobium bilobum, 647 nucleotides. RefSeq names its product thioredoxin-like protein CXXS1. Bases 88 to 462 code for a protein of 124 amino acids. The record is from RefSeq and is a predicted model, not a curated record. The transcript has 3 exons. Lineage: Eukaryota; Viridiplantae; Streptophyta; Magnoliopsida; Fabales; Fabaceae.
UUUAUUCAAUUGAACACCGUCUUUAGCUGAAGCGAAGAACCGCUAAAAUAUCUUUUCAUUAAGUAAACGAGUUGAAGGAAGGAGAGAAUGGAAGGCACAGAGCAGAACAAGUCGAGGGUGGUGGUGAUUGAUUCUUUGCAAUCAUGGCAAUUCUAUCUCUCCCAGGCCUGUAACCAGAAAUGCCCUAUUGUUGUUCACUUCACUGCUUCAUGGUGCAUGCCAUCGGUGGCUAUGGCUCCUUUUUUUGAAGAAUUGGCUUCAAGCUAUGCAGAUGUAGUGUUUCUCACUGUUGAUGUUGAUGAAGUCAAGGAGGUAGCCACACGGAUGGAUAUAAAGGCAAUGCCAACAUUUUUGAUGCUGAAGGAUGGUACUCCACCAGAGAAAAUCGUUGGUGCGAAUCCAGAAGAGAUAAAGAAAAGGGUAGAUGGAUUUGUUCAGUCUAUUCCAGUCUCCGUAGUGUAGUUGAGCAUAUAGGAUAUUUUAGUGUUGCAAGUUGUAUGAUACAUACUUGUGGUCCUACACUAAUAUGUUUACUGUCUAUUGUUUUUAUGUCAGCAGAAAUUUGUAUAUAUUUUAUAGUUUUCGAUUGUGGAUUUAUGGUACUCUUUCACUGGAAGUUGUAAAUUAAAGGGCUGCGUCUUGUGGUC